AUGGACAUAAGAGGCUGCACCUGGCUGCUGCCGCUGCUGUGGCUCCUGCAGGGACAGAGCCACCAGGCUCUAAGGCGAUCUAAGAGAAGAUGGGUUCUCACCACGUUGGAACUGGAAGAGGAAGACCCAGGGCCCUUUCCCAAAUUUGUUGGGGAGCUGUUCAAUAAUAUGUCAAAUAAUGUGUCACUGAUAUACUUAAUCAGAGGACCUGGUGUGGAUGAAUUUCCAGAGAUCGGUUUAUUCUCUAUAGAAGAUCAACAAAAUGGAAAAAUAUAUGUUCACCGCUCUGUCGAUCGAGAAGUGACACCAUCUUUUAUGGUUUACUUUGAUGCUGUGGAUCGGUCCACGGGGAGAGUUGUGGAUGAAUCCCUGAUUUUCAACAUUAGAAUCAGAGAUGUGAAUGAUCAUGCACCCCAGUUUCCCGAGAAGGAAUUUAACAUCAGUGUGAGAGAGAGCCAAGUUGCAGGUCAACCUAUCUUUCAGUUGUUAACGGUCGAUUUGGAUCAAGAAAACACUCCAAACUCUCAAGUUCUUUAUUUCCUCGUUUCUCAAACACCAUUACUGAGAGAAAGUGGCUUUCGGAUUGAUCUCAUCAGUGGGGAAGUACGACUCUCCGGAUGCUUAAAUUAUGAGACUGCUCCUUGGUUUACUCUGAUAAUCAGAGCAACGGAUUGUGGAGAACCAUCCCUGUCAUCCACAGCCACCAUUCAUGUCAGUGUGGAAGAUGGCAACAAUCACAUGCCUAUGCUUAUGGAAGACCACUAUAACAUUCAGAUUUCUGAAAAUCAAGUCGAGUGGGGCAUGUUGUAUCUCCCUGUUCAAGACAGAGAUUCACCAUUUACGCCAGCUUGGAGAACACAAUUCAACAUAUUGGAUGGCAAUGAGGAGGAACAUUUUGACAUCAUGACUGACCCUGAGACCAACCAAGGGGUAUUAAAUGUUAUCAAGCCUCUGGAUUAUGAAACUCAAGCAGCCCACAGCCUCGUCAUUAUUGUGGAGAAUCAGGAACAGCUCUUCUCUUGUGAGGAGGGCCAGCUGCAGCCGUCGACGAAGGCAGUAGCCAGCACCACUGUGAGUGUGCACGUGAUAGACACCAAUGACCCACCAGCCUUUCACCCCAGGACCUUCAUCACCAGUGAGGAGGAUGGAGCCGGGCCUGGCAUCCAGCUGGGAUAUUUCAAUGCUACAGACCCAGACAGGAUCACCAGCCAGAUAAGAUACAUACUGGUUCAUGAUCCAGCAAAUUGGGUGACUGUGGAUGAAAAAUCAGGAGUGGUCACCACCAAGAGGCAAAUAGACCGGGAGUCCCCUCAUGUGAAUGACAGCUUUUACACAAUCAUUGUCCAUGCAGUUGACAAUGGCCUCCCUCCGCUGACUGGCACAGGGACCCUGAUGCUUUUCCUGUCUGACGUCAAUGACAACGCUCCGACUCUCCAGUCCCAUUCUCAACACUUGGAGAUGUGUGAGACUGCCAGGAACAAGCCCCUGCUCUUGGAGGCCGAGGAUGCAGACCUGGACCCCUACUCUGACCCCUUUACUUUUGGUUUGGACUCUGCCCAGAGAGAUGUAGAUGAUACUUGGAUGCUGAGGACAAAGCAGGGGCACUCUGCUGAACUUGUAAUGCUGAGAAGCCUCCCUCCUGGGGAUUACUUGGUGCCACUAUUCAUAGGAGACAGACAGGGCCUCACCCAGAAACAGACAGUCCACGUGAGGAUCUGCUCCUGUCCCAGCGGAUCUAAGUGCGAGAAUCGCUCAGAUGUGGGGUUCCUGUGGUGGGCCCUGUCCCCUAUGUGUGCGGCACUCCUGGCACUGGCAGCUGCUCUGCUUUUCCUGCUGAGGUGCCACUUUGCAUUUGGACCCAAGAGACUCAGAGGCUUCAUCCCAAGUGACAAUGGCCACCAGACACUGAUUGUGUACAAUGAGGAAAGCAAAGCCCUUUCCGCCCAGAUGCAGCCAACUGGGGAAGAUCAGAUGCCUACUUUGUCCAGCACAGCUGUGGCCAGUGCCAAGCCUGAUGUGAAGGGUCAUAGCAUGUUCUUUGAGCCAAGAGGCAUGAGAAACCGAUCUUCCACACCGGUCUGUCUGGAUCGCUUGGUGCCCAGAUGCCCCCAGAAACUUCUGGAAGGAAGGGUGGUGGAGACAUGGAGUCAGAAGCUCCACAAAGUUGAUAUGCUGGAGGGCGACACUGGCUACCAGCCACAUGUCUACAGAGAGGAGGGAGAGUAUGGAGGAGCUGAGACCCUCAGCUCACUGACCCUCUUGGAGCAGGACCUCUCUCCUGAGUUGUUGGAUUACUUGAGUUCAAAAUCUACUCUAUCUGAAGCAAUGUGUUCUGCAUCAAGAGUUCCUUCAUAAAAGGUGGGCAUGAUCUGGGGAAAUAGUCUCCCCUCAUGGACCUCUCCUUUUGUCCUUUAUUCUUAAGGACUUUCUAGUCCACAGUGGUUAGUGUUGCAAACUUGACAAUCACUUGGGAAACAUCUGGGAGAUGUACCUCUGGCAUGGCAGUGGGGGAUUUGGGAAGUGAUGUCCACUGUGGGUGGCAUCAUUCCUUAUCUGGGAUCCUGGACUAUAGAAGUGGAGAUAUGGAGCUGAGCAUCAGCUCUCAUCACUCUCUGCUUCCUGAUUGUGCAUGUCAUGUGACCUCAACUUCAGACGCCUGUCACCUUGACUUCCCGUCAUGCUGGGCUGUACCCUUGAACUGGGAACAGAAUAAACCCUUCUCCUUUAAGCUGCUCUUGUCAGUGUUUCUUCACAGUGACAGGAGAGAACGAACUAAGACAUGGUUAUAGAUGAGGAUCAGCUGUGAAUCAAAACUCUGUCUUGAAGCAAAGCAGAAUGAUGGGCUGUACACUUUUCAGAAAAUGUGACAAACCAUAUUUAUAAAGACUUAAAUCGAAUCAUGUAUUCUUCGCUUCUGUUGGUGACCCAGCUCUGAUGGUGAGUGAAAAAUACAACCUAUGGAUCACCUGGCUGUUUGGUGAGCAGUGGGUAAUUCUGAGAGAAAAUG
Molecule: messenger RNA, 3007 nt
Organism: Onychomys torridus (southern grasshopper mouse)
Lineage: Eukaryota; Metazoa; Chordata; Mammalia; Rodentia; Cricetidae
Gene: Cdh26
Product: cadherin 26
Exons: 16
Coding region: 1-2355 (784 amino acids)
Biological process (GO): multicellular organism development; calcium-dependent cell-cell adhesion; cell morphogenesis
Cellular component (GO): plasma membrane; catenin complex; adherens junction
Molecular function (GO): cadherin binding; calcium ion binding
Source: RefSeq, a predicted model, not a curated record